Messenger RNA from Erythranthe guttata (spotted monkey flower), 4435 nucleotides. RefSeq lists its product as uncharacterized. Gene Ontology annotation, cellular component: cortical microtubule. The record is from RefSeq and is a predicted model, not a curated record. NCBI's taxonomy places the organism in Eukaryota, Viridiplantae, Streptophyta, Magnoliopsida, Lamiales, Phrymaceae. Gene Ontology annotation, biological process: cortical microtubule organization.
UAAUUAUAUAUAUAUGGUAUUUAAAAUCCAACCAACAGAUUCUUAAAUUUGAUUCUUUCAUACUAAAUACUAAAUAUACGCAUUUAGGGAUGUUGGUGAACAAUAAAUAUUUACCAGAAGUACAGUUCAUGGGAUAAUAUAUAUAUUUGAUCAUCUUCAAUUUAUUCCAUCAUACAUUCAAUUUUUCAAAUAUUCCUAAAAAAGAAAAGAAAUGAAGAAAUAAAUGGAAAUAAAUAGGUAUUUGGAGUAACUGGAAAGUAAGAAAAGAAAGAAAGAAGGCAGCUUGCAGUGAAGGAAAAAAGUAGCGGCGUUACUGAAAAGCGAAUAUAACAAACCAAACAUUCAUUACUCAUUUUCAUUUCAUGUUCUUUCUUUUCAGCUUCUCGCAUUUAUUGCCUGGCAAAAAUCAAUUGAAGAACUGAAUUUUUUUUUAUUUUUUUUUUGUUUUGAUUUUUCAAUUUUUUUUCUCGUUCGCUUUUGCUGCUGUGCUGGUGGUGGCGGUGUUGCUUCCUUGCUACACAUCUCUCUCUCUCUACAAUUCACCUCUCACGUGAACUGUAAUUGCACCGUUUUUCGUCAUUACUUUUCUUCUCGAUUUUGUUUUUUGCUUUUUUUUUUUAAUUUUUUUUGGGGGCAGUUUAUUUCGGACAUGUUUAAAAAUUAUACAAGCCCCUGCAGAUCUACUCAACUUUGGGGGUCAUAAUUUGGGGGGAUUUUUAGGGUUUUUUUGCUGUUAAACUAGUGAGUUUUGAAGUGGUUAACUCUGGAAUGGCGAUUCCGUACGCGUAAUUGAGAUUGUUUUUACUCUUUGGAGCUGAUGAAAUUUAGUCCAGAAUUGAAGAAUUUGAUAUGUUUUUGGGGUUUGGUUUUGGCAUUUUGAAAAGGAAGUGAGGGUUUGGAUUGGGGUUAAUCUGGAAAGGAUUUCUGUAAUUCUGCAUUUACAUUUUGUCAUGGCAUAUGAGUGCAAAUGCAUGAACAGAUAAAACAAUUUUCGUUGCCUUGAAUGGAAAUGUGAAGAGAAAGAGGGUUGUUCUAGGGUUACUGUUCAUGAUUUUCGGUUUCAAAUUUGGACUUCUGAAGGGAUUAGAAUGAGAAGUUAUUUGGUGAGCUCAGUUAGGGUUUGAAAAAAAAAAUGCACGAAUCGCCUACGAUGAGAAUUUCGCCUCGGAGGGAGAUGAGGCCGGAGAAACACAAGAGAGGGCGUAGUCUCGAGAGUGGGAUUCUCCACCGAAAGAAGGAAGACGAUCUUGCUCUGUUCAAUGAGGUGCAGAACAAAGAACAAGACAAUUUCCUUCUUCAGUCGAACGACAACUUUGAUGACAUAUUCUCGAUAAAAUCAAGAUUCUUCUCAGAUUAUAAGCUUGGAAUCUCCGUUCGUGCUCAAGGAGAAAGUAGCGACCUGCUCAAUGGUGAUGGAGAUAAAAACGACUAUGACUGGUUGAUAACUCCUCCAGAAACUCCUCUUUUUCGUUCUCUUGAUGACGAGACACGAGAAGUCAAUGUUGAACCUAGGGGCAGGCCCAGAAGUCAACCUGUUCCAAACUCACAGUCACCCACGAUGGAGAACGGUUACAGAAGCGGUAGAAGGAGUGCAAGUCCUAAAUGCCUUAGUCCAUCUCCACGGUCAGGCAGUAGUACAUUGCAAUCAAGAAGUAGGCCAUUUUCCACCAAUCAUUCAAGUCCACCUCAUACUCUAUCCAAUCCUUCUCCAUCGAGGAGGCAAUCACCGCCUGCUCUAAGGUCUAAUUCACCAACUCCUAGGAGGAUGAGUGGGUCCCCCGUCAAGACAAGUCGGGGGAACUCUGCUUCACCGAAAACGAGAGCAUGGGAAUCUAGCAUUGCUGAAUUUUCUUCAGAGGCACCGCCUAAUCUUCGUACCUCACUGAAUAAUAGACCAGCAUCCAGAAAUGGCCGACAGUCAAUGUCUCCUACUGCUUCUAGAAGCGUCCGUUCAUUGAGUGGUCAUGAGCGGGACCCGUUUAGUUUCAACGGGAAAAGUUCAUUUGCAUCAUGCGGUGAUGAUGAUGUCAGCAGCUCGGACCGUUCAGCUCCAAGAAGCAUCGGUGCUUAUCCCAGCUACACAAACACUGCCAUGAGUUUUUCUAAGAAACCGGCAAAAAGUUUGUCAAGUUCUGCUCCUAAAAGAUCCCUCGAUUUGGUGCGACAAAUGGAUCGCAAAGGUCCCCCGCAGAAUAUGUUUAGGCCUCUGCUGUCAAGUGUCCCCAGUUCAACGUUCUAUGCAGGAAAAGCGAGUGGAAACCAUCAGUCUCGUACAUCCAUGAAUUCUUCAAUCACAACAAGCAGUAACGCUAGUUCUGAUCAAGCAACAGGUGGAGCCCACGGUACUGAAGAAAGUGAGCAGAACCGGGAGGACAUGACAAGUGACUGCGUGAAGGGACUUUAUCCAGAUGUAGAUGAUGAAGUAUUUGACAUGGAGCUGGCUGAUGCUCUGGUUGGAGAUGUCGAGAACAGAAUCGUGGAGGACUCGCUUAGUGAUGGGCAUGGUGAAAUCGAUGGCGUAUACGCUGAUGGCGCACCGGAUAUGGCAAUAUGCUCUGAAUGUGGUCUCGUGUUUCAUUCACCAGAGGUAUUAAUGGAAGGGUAUCUACAACUUUGCCUGGAAUGCAAAGGUUUGGAGGUAAAUUCAAUUAUAACCAGUCCACUGAAAAUCGAAAUGGUUGGUGAGAAGAAUACACAGGACUUCGUUCAGAGUCCAGAACAUGGAUCACUACAAGCUACUACUUCUGCUGAUGAAGCAGGAGUGGAUCGUCUCGACAACUUGGCCAGUUUGAGUCAACAUGCACAUGGUGACUCAGGCCAUAACCUUACAGAUAUGCCGAUUGAGGAAAGGGCUUUUUCCACUCAGCAAGUCGUAAAGCCACUUACGAAUGGUGAUUCAGAAUGUGCUGGUAUAUCCUUGCUGCUGACGAGAUCAAACAGUGUGAAAGGGCGUACUGUUCAAAGCAGGAGUUUUACGGCAAGUAACACCAGUUAUGAUGAUUUCUCCUAUGUGAGGGGCAGUGUGAAUAGCAUGAGAAGCUCAAUCGACCAUAGCAGUACAUCUUUAUCAUCUUCAGUUGAUCUGGGGUAUUCUAGGCAAAAGGAAAUCCAGAUUCAUCGGCAAUCAAGUGGCCAUAAAUCGGAUUUAGAAAAUUAUAGAUAUGAAAUGCCCGCAAAGCACAAACGCUCCGUCUCUUCAAUGUCUGAUGCUUCAGCUCGUACGUUGCAGGUCCCAGUUAUAACACAUGGAGAUAGUUUUCAGGUAAUUACGGCCAACGUGGAUAAGGAAUUUGGGGAGGAAAUAAGUCUCGAUCCGCGAGAACAAUCGCUGGCUUCUGAAUGUACAGAAGCAGAGAGUUCAAGCACAUCAACUGCCUCGGAACUAUCAGGCCCGUUGAUGAAUGUCUGUACAGAAGAUAAUUCAGUGCUGUCAGAUUUGAUGCCUCAAGAUCCAGCAUCAGAUCAUAUUCAAGCCGAAGAAGAUGCAAUACCAAGUUCAUGUGUUGACACGGUGGAAAUUGCGGAAGUUCCUAAGACGAGCUCUCUCGGUGCAAUAUCUGAAAUAGAAACUGAGAAUGCUGGUGUUGUAUCUGCUAAUUUCCAUUCCGAUGAAUUAGAGCACAAUGAGGCUAAAACAGGAACUCGCGAAGAAUUUGGCACAUCACAUCUUGCUCAUGGUGUUAUUGAAGAAUCGAGGGUUCUGAUAGAAGACACUGGUGAAACAAAGCCAAGAAGUCUGACCCUCGAAGAAGCGACCGAUGCAAUUCUGUUCUGCAACUCCAUAGUCCACAAUCUAGCAUAUGAAGCUGCAAAUAUUGCAAUACAUAAUGAAAUCUUGCCAAUUGAAGUUCUUCGACCAAUUGUAAAACCUGUGGGCAAAUCCGAUUCGGAGAAAAGAGAUAAUACACGCUCAAGGACCGUACGAAAACGUAAUUCCAAGUCCCAGAAAGCUCCUACAGAAAACAGGGUACAGAUGGAUACAAAACAUCCUUGUAAUAAUGGUGAAACUGAUGAGAAUUCUAAUCCAGGUAUUGUUAGAGAUCCUAAUAACGCGGAUAGCUUGAUUCCUCCGAAGCUGGAGUCCAAGUGUAAUUGCAUAAUCAUGUAGAAACUGUGGCCGCUUCGUAUUAUUACAGAAGAGGGUGGUCUGUGUGUUUUUGUGUGUGUGUGUGUGUGUGUUUUUUUUUUUUUUUAACUUGGUUGCUGUUUUGGAAAGUGGCAAUAGACAAUCCUUUGUUGUAAAGUUCUAAUUUUGAUUAGGUUGAUAAUUAUGGAAGGCAAUUUGGUAGUCUUUUGUUUUUGUGUCCAUUUCUUGAUGAUGAAAGAGCAGUUGAUGUAUUCUUACAAGAAAGUGUAUUAUUCAAGAGUAAGAUUUUUUUGACCUUUGUAAUUACUUGUACAUUUGUUGUUGAGAUUGAGAUGCUUUUUUUUCUUA